CCUGCUUACGUGUUUGGACGCAGGUGGCACUGAGGCAUGGGGAAUUAUUUUGAGUGAUAUCUUUUUAUUUUUCACAGCAACAGGAGAGGAUUGAGUGACUACUUUUUAUUUUUAUUUUUUGGAAAUGUGUCAGUUAGAUGCAUCAGUCCUGUAGCAUUAUGGAGCACAAGAAUACAAAGAGCUCGGUGUACUGUGUGGAGAAUGGAAAUGGAAAGGUUGCAAGUCCCGUCUCGCAAGUAGGUUCUGAUAAUAUCCUGAUGCCAACGUUCACAUAUAAGGUGGUUUCACAGAGGACAAUUGCCCUGAUCGUCAUCUUCAUCCUUCUAAUCCUGGCUGGAGGUUCAACCCUGGCCUGGUACUUUCUAGAGUACAGAGUGUGGACGUUAGAGGAACGGGUGGAGCAGCAGUAUAUAGGCCAGAUCUCUAUCCUGAACAGGAACUUCUCCAGCGCACUUUCUUCACACACCAGUCGAGUGUUCCGGGAGGAGGCUCGCACUACGGAGGCCAUGCUAGGGAAGCUUGUGAAGUCCUCUGAUGUGUCUCGCUAUUUCAAAUCCACCACCGUGUUUGGUUUUAGCGAGGGAAGUGUAGUGGCGCACUUCUGGCUCAUCUUAUCCCUCCCUGAGAGUCAUGCUGGCAAGGUCACCAUGCAGAAGGUCAACGAGAGCUUACUGGGAACCUUGCAGAGCUUUAGAGAGGCAGGUGUGAAAGAUACGGUUAGCUUGGAGGGAUACCUGCUUCUCCUGUCCUCAUUCUCCAUAUCAGAAACCCAGCCCAAAGUUAUAGAUUUUUUGCAAGCCUCAUUUGAUUGUUAUCGGUACCAGUCGGUGUCCUACAGCAUUCCUGUAGUUCUAAAGGGGCCAAACACCCAGCGCUCAUCAUGUCUAUGGCACCUGAAAUCCCCUGAGGACUCCCAGUUGGAGCUGAGGGUGGAGUGGCUUCUACCUGAGUGCCGAGACCGGCUGGCCAUCUAUGACUCGCUCGCCCCUGCUGACUCCACACUCAUCACCUCUCUGUAUGGCUGUAGCAGGCAUGAGCAGGUGGUGCAGGUUUUAUCCUCUGCUGACUGGAUGACGGUGGUGUGGAAACAGGGCCAGUACAACUAUAAAGACCCGUUCUCUCUCUCUGCGCAGGCCUGGCCCAACAAGAACUGCUCCUACAGCAUCAACUUGGAGAGAAAGGAAGGUGUUCAGGGGAGCUUACGGACCCCGUUCUACCCCAGCUACUAUCCACCUAAUACCAACUGUACCUGGCAGUUCACUUUGCCGUCAUCAGAGUAUGGACUGACCCUGGAGUUUGAGGGCUACGAGCUGGGUCGAGCCAGUUAUACCCAGAACUGCACACAAGGCCAGUGGCUCAUUCAGAACCGCAGAAUGUGUGGUACGAGGGCUCUGCAGCCAUAUUCUGAGCGGCUCUAUCUUCAUUCCUCCACCACCACCGUUUCCAUGACGUCAGAGGUGUCACUCACAGGGCCCGGUCUCCAAGUCCGCUACAGCAUCUUCAACCAAUCAGAUCCCUGUCCUGGUCAGUUCCUGUGCAGUGUCAAUGGCCUGUGUGUGUCAGCAUGUGACGGGAUCUCAGACUGUCCUAAUGGUCUGGAUGAGAGAAACUGUGUGUGUAUUGCCCAAUACCGCUGUCUCAGGGACAGUCAGUGUAUAGACUACUACAAGCUUUGUGACCAGCAUCAGGACUGCACUGAUGGGAGUGAUGAACAGAACUGCACAGUAGGAGUUCCUUGUACUGACAGGACCUACAUGUGCAAUGAUGGCACUUGUUUGAAGAAGCAGAACCCUGCUUGUGAUUUUAUCACCGACUGUCCUGAUGCUUCGGAUGAGAAAAAUUGCGAUUGUGGCCUGCGCCAGUUCAGUACGCGAGUGGUGGGCGGAGUCAAUGCGAUGGAGGGGGAGUGGCCAUGGCAGGCCAGCCUGCAGAUCAGUGGACAGCAUAUCUGUGGUGGAGCAUUAAUCUCCGCCCAGUGGGUGGUGUCUGCAGCACACUGCUUCAACGAUGAUCGACUGUACUUGCCUUCCAUAUGGACAGUGUAUCUAGGUAAGCUGCAUCUGCGGACCUCUGCUCAGUCUGAGGAAGCUCUGCGUGUGACCCACAUCCACCUGCACCAGUACUAUGACGACGAGAUCCACGACUAUGAUCUGGCACUGCUUAGGCUUGAGAGACCCGUCUCAGCAAGCACACUGGCACUGCCCGCCUGCCUGCCCAAGCCCACACACCAGCUGGAGCCUGGUCUGCUAUGCUGGGUCACAGGCUGGGGGGCACUCAGAGAAGGAGGUGCUGUAAGCAACACCCUGCAGAAGGUUGAUGUCCGGUUGGUCAGCGAGGAGGCUUGCGUCCGUUCCUACGGAUACAUUAUCACUCCCAGAAUGCUGUGUGCUGGUUAUCGGCGUGGGGGAAAAGACGCAUGUCAGGGGGACUCUGGGGGGCCGCUGGUUUGUCAGGAGCAGUCAGGUCGCUGGUUUUUGGCCGGAGUCGUGAGUUGGGGCCGUGGCUGUGGCCGACCUGAUUAUUAUGGCGUUUAUACGCGUAUCACCAAACUCUCUCCCUGGAUCAAACAACUCAUCACAUCCUGACAAGCAGGACACACUGAUCCUAUUCUCAGCCAGGAGCUGCUGUCAGCUAUUCUUUAAACCUAUUUAAACAUAGGUUUAAGUUCAAAUAAGGUAUUCGCAUGAACUCUAGAAGAGUUGAUGGACUGCUAUGGAUAAUGAAAUCUAAUUUUAAUAUUAGGCUUCAUUAUUUUUUAUAUUACCACACUGAAAAAAGUGAAAAUAUCCUGAAUAUUUCUAGAAAGAAGCAAAAACAUCUGGCAAUAAUAAUGAUUUUAGAUAAAUUAGAUAAAUAUUAGAUACAUUUGCUCAUAUUCAAGAUAUUUUCCCUUGCUAUGAUGUUUUUGGCAGUGUAGAUCAGAUCUAAAGUGUGUGUCAUAGAUUGUAAUAAAAAAAAGAAAGAAACACUAUAAAAUGGGAACAAUAGAGGAGUAUUUUGAGCGUUGGACAACUCAUUGUCAUUGGACUCACUGGUGGAAAUGUGGAAGGCUGGCAAUUCUGGUUAAGAGGAACUUUUAUAAUGGUUUUGGUUUUGGUUUUGUUCACAAUGUAACAAAACCACAUACAUAGUCAGAAAGAAAAUGUCUAACUGUUGCACAGAACUUUCAUUUUUUAAGUGACUGUCCAUCAUGUUUGCUGAUAAGUGUAUAUUAAUGAUAUACAACAAUCAGCCAUAACAUUAAAACCACCUGCCUAAUAUUGUGUAGGUCCCACUUGUGCCGCCAAAACAGCUCUAACCCGACGAGGCAUGGACUCCACAAGAAGGUGUGCAUUUGGAGGCCAAGUCAACACCUUGAACUCUUUGUCAUGUUCGUCAAAUCAUUCCUGAACUAUUUUUUGCAGUGUGGCGGGAUGCAUUAUCCUGCUGAAAGAGGCCACUGCCAUCAGGGAAUACAGCUGCCAUGAAGGGGUGUACAUGGUCCGCAACAAUGUUUAAGUAGGUGGUACUUGUCAAAGUAACAUCCACAUGAAUGCCAGGACCCAUAGUUUGCCCAGAGCAUCACACUGCCUCCACACUUGCCCAUUUUUCCUGUUUCCAGCACAUCAACUUCAAGAACUCUGUGUUCACUUGCUGCCUAAUAUAUCCCACCUCAUGACAGGUUCCACUGCAACGAGAUAAUCAAUUCACUUCACUUGUCAGUGGUUGUACUGUUAUGGCUAAUCGGGGUAUUUUGGCAUGGGCAUUUGGCAUGAGUAUCAUUCAUCAUAGGUUAACAAUUUGUAGACCUGUAAAACACUAUAUAUAUA
Molecule: messenger RNA, 3809 nt
Organism: Ictalurus punctatus (channel catfish)
Lineage: Eukaryota; Metazoa; Chordata; Actinopteri; Siluriformes; Ictaluridae
Product: transmembrane serine protease 6
Exons: 18
Coding region: 138-2585 (815 amino acids)
Biological process (GO): proteolysis
Molecular function (GO): protein binding; serine-type endopeptidase activity
Source: RefSeq, a predicted model, not a curated record